GACGAUAUCCGACCACGUUGAGACGCACGCGUCUCGCCCCGCCGCGUACGAUCGUAAACAUUCAUGUUAUAACUGAAAACGUAAAUAAUAACCUCGAAACUUUAAAGAAAACAAGCAAAAAGUGUUUGUGUGCAAUGUUGUAAAGUGCUAAGGAAAAUGGAUGACUGACGCGCAGUCCGACUGUCGACCAGGCAGUGAAAUGUUUACAUAUCCAGUGUACAUAUCGUAACCAGUUUAUAUAAAGUGUUCAAGUCAUAGGUAUAUGUUAGCCGAUGUACAUAUCGCAAGUGAACAUAUCGGAACUCAAAUUACACUUUGUGUACGUUUCGUAACCAGUGUUCAUAUCGUAAUAAGUGUACAUAUCGUAACUGGGCAAUCAUUAUUUUUAAUCGUAACCUAGCGCGUUUAAAUCGAAAUAAGUGUAAGUAACUGAUGAAACCAGUGUGUGUAUUACAUAACCAGUGCGUAAAUCGUAAUCAGUGACACCGUGUCGUUAUAAAAUUCUCGUAUCGUAACCAAAAAGUAUAGCAUAACAAUCGUGAUUGAUAGUGUAUCUAACGUAACUCGUAACCCAGUGUGUGUGUAACGUAACCAGUGUCGUAACUAGUGUAGUGUAAGUGUAGUGUAAGUGAAGAUGUCGGAGCGAUUUAAGGUGACGAAGUCGGAGGAGCCGGCUAAGGCGUACAAAAACUACGGGGCUACGUCGGCGGAGAGCGAUGUGGAGCUUAAGGGGAAGCUGCUUCCUGAUUCAGGCGACACCGACGAGCAUGGCCUGCCGAAAGACAAGGACAAGGGAUGCGACACCAACCUCUACCUCUACCAUGAGGAGAUCGAGGACCGUCCUCGGGCGGCGACGUUCCUCAGCUCGCUGGCGGACUACUCCAACACGAUCCCGACGGCGUCGGCGGCCGACCCCGACGCCGCCAAGCCCGCGCCGCCGGCGCGCAUGGGCACGCUCAUCGGCGUCUUCCUGCCCUGCAUCCAGAACAUCUUCGGCGUCAUCCUCUUCAUCCGCCUCACGUGGGUCGUGGGCACCGCUGGCGCUAUACAGGGCUUCCUGAUUGUGCUGGUGUGCUGUUGUACGACCAUGCUAACGGCAAUAUCGAUGUCGGCGAUAGCGACAAACGGCGUGGUGCCGGCGGGCGGGUCGUACUUCAUGAUCGGGCGGUCGCUCGGGCCCGAGUGCGGCGGCGCCGUCGGCAUGCUGUUCUACACGGGGACCACGCUCGCCGCCGCCAUGUAUAUCGUGGGUGCCGUGGAGAUCGUGCUAACAUACAUGGCCCCGUCGAUGUCCAUCUUCGGCGACUUCACGAAGGACCCGGACGCGAUGUUCAACAACUUCCGCGUGUACGGCACGGGGCUGCUGCUCGUCAUGGGGCUGGUGGUGUUCCUGGGAGUCAAGUUCGUCAACAAGUUCGCGACGGUGGCACUGGCCUGCGUCAUCCUGUCUAUUACCGCCGUAUAUGUUGGCAUCUUUGUCAACUGGAACGGGAAUGACAGCCUACAAAUGUGCGUUCUCGGCAAGCGUCUGCUGAAAGACAUCCACAUCAGCAACUGCACGAAGAAGGCGGGCGGUGAACUGGAGAAGAUAUUUUGCGCCAACAGAACCUGCGACGAGUAUUACAAGACUCAUGAUGUGCAAGUCGUCCAGGGCAUCAAAGGCCUAGCAAGUGGCGUGUUCUUUGACAACCUGCAAGACUCUUUUCUGACGCUGGGCCAGUACAUCGCGUACGGCAAGGAGCCCGAGGACAUCGAGCAGAUGGAGCGCCCCACCUACAACCAGGUCUACGCGGACAUCACCACCACCUUCACUAUACUCAUCGGCAUAUUCUUCCCGUCUGUCACUGGUAUCAUGGCGGGAUCGAACCGCUCCGGAGACCUGGCUGACGCCCAAAAAAGUAUCCCCAUUGGAACCAUUUGCGCCAUCCUAACCACCUCGACCGUGUACCUCUCAUGCGUGCUACUGUUCGCCGGCACUGUCGAUAACCUGCUGCUACGGGACAAGUUCGGUCAAUCGAUCGGCGGUAAGCUAGUAGUCGCCAACAUGGCGUGGCCUAACCAGUGGGUGAUCCUGGUGGGUUCGUUCCUGUCCACUCUGGGUGCAGGGCUGCAGUCCCUGACCGGCGCCCCGCGGCUGCUUCAAGCCAUUGCCAAAGAUGAGAUCAUCCCGUUCUUGGCGCCGUUUGCCGUGUCGUCUAGUCGGGGCGAACCUACAAGGGCCCUGCUACUAACAAUGGCGAUCUGCCAGUGCGGCAUCCUGCUCGGCAACGUGGACAUCCUGGCGCCGCUGCUGUCCAUGUUCUUCCUCAUGUGCUACGGGUUCGUCAACCUGGCCUGCGCGCUCCAGACACUGCUCAAGACGCCUAACUGGCGACCGAGGUUCAAAUACUACCACUGGUCGCUCUCACUGGCCGGUCUGACGCUCUGCAUCUCGAUCAUGUUCAUGACGUCGUGGAUCUUCGCACUCAUCGCCAUGGGCAUGGCUGGCCUCAUCUACAAGUACAUCGAGUAUCGAGGAGCGGAGAAAGAGUGGGGAGACGGUCUCCGUGGUCUCGCUCUCUCCGCCGCUCGCUACUCGCUCAUGCGGCUGGAGGAAGGCCCGCCGCACACGAAGAACUGGAGGCCGCAGGUGCUGGUGCUGGCCAAGCCCAACGACGACCUCACGCUCAAGUACCGCAAGAUGCUGUCCUUCGCCAGUCAGCUUAAAGCCGGCAAAGGAUUGACAGUAUGCGUGUCAGUCCUGGGCGGCGACUUCACGCGGCGCGCGGGCGAGUCCACCACGGCCCGGCAGAACCUGCGCCAGUGCAUGCUGGAGGAGAAGGUCAAGGGCUUCGCCGACACGCUGGUCAGCCACGACAUCGCCGAAGGCCUGAGCCAUGUCGUCCAAACCAUCGGCCUCGGCGGGCUGAAGCCCAACACGGUGAUCGUGGGCUGGCCGUACGGCUGGCGGCAGUCGGAGGACGAGCGCACGUGGCACGUGUUCCUGCACACCGUGCGCGCCGUAGCCGCGGCACGCAUGGCCAUGCUCGUGCCCAAGGGGAUCAACUUCUUCCCGGACUCCACUGAGAAGGUGGCGGGCAACAUCGACAUCUGGUGGAUCGUGCACGACGGCGGCAUGCUGAUGCUGCUCCCGUUCCUGCUGAAGCAGCACCGCACCUGGAAGAACUGCAAGAUGCGCAUCUUCACCGUAGCGCAGAUGGAGGACAACUCCAUCCAGAUGAAGAAGGACCUCAAGAUGUUCCUGUACCAGCUGCGGUUGGAGGCUGAGGUCGAAGUUGUUGAGAUGACGGACAGCGAUAUAUCUGCCUACACGUACGAACGCACACUGAUGAUGGAACAACGCAACCAAAUGCUGCGCGAACUCAGACUCAACAAGAAAGAGACCCUCGGAAUGAUGCAAAAUUUGGUGGACUAUAGUGAGCAAAACGCUGAGGAGAAGUUGCCACUGGUACAAGCGAUAGUGGACCACCACCACGCGGACGUGAAGUCGGCCAGCAAGGUGCGCUUCGCCGACGCCGCGCCCGCCGCGCCCGCCGCCGGCGCCGACCCCGCGCCCGCGCCCGAGCCCGCCGACGACGCGCCCAGCCCGCCGCUCGACGAGACGGAGAAGGACGACAAGGACGACUUUCGCAGUAGUUUGUUGCACAUAAUCGAUUCAAUGUGGGACUCGCCCGACGAACGCUCGCAGAGUGAGGAGGCGCCGCCGCCCGCCGCCAACCCCAACGGAGACGCCAUCAAGCCCAAGCCCAUGCCGAACAUUACGCCAGACGAGGGCACGGUCCGGCGGAUGCACACAGCUGUCAAGCUCAAUGAAGUCAUCGUGUCGCGGUCGCACGACUCGCAACUCGUCAUACUCAACUUGCCCGGCCCGCCGCGCGACACCAAGCUGGAGCGAGAGUCCAACUACAUGGAGUUCCUGGAGGUGCUGACGGAGGGGCUGGAGCGCGUGCUGAUGGUGCGCGGCGGCGGCCGCGAAGUCAUCACCAUCUACUCGUGAAGUGUCACCACCACAACUUUACCGCCGGCUCUCGGACUAUUAGCGCAAGGCGUUCGCGCCCUUAUGAAAAUCUUUGUGAUUCUAUCGUAACUGUUAGUGUUAUUUCAAGUUUCGUAAGGUUACAAUCGCAUAACUAUCCGCUACAGACUGCCGCUCGGCGUCGAGUCGUUGCGAUUGCGUUUAUUUGUACAUUGUAUGUAUUUUUUUACGAUGAUUGACGUUAUUCGUUUGACUUGUACAUGUUAGGUUAGUUGAGGUUAUGUUGAGUUUGCUUAGGGUGAUUUGGAGUUUAUUCACUGUUUUAUAGAGUAUGAGUGGAGUGUGAAUGUAACGAGAAGCCUUACUAUCGGUCACGGAGUGCUUUGAUUAGUUCUAAGUUGGUUACGUUGUAGACGCGGUAGGUAGCCCGAGGGAGUUACUUUCUGUACGUAUUAGUUGUUGUCGUAGGGUUAACUUCACCUUUCUAUUACGAACGGUUGUUUUCUAUUUUUUUAAUGAAUUGUUUUCUAUCAAAGUUGUAUAACAUAGAUAGUUUAUAGACGUAUACAUUUAUUAAAGAAUAAACUAUGAAUAUUUUUAUCUAUUUAAAAACGUAUUUUGUAAAUAAUAAUUCUGUUCUAAGGUUUUAUAUCUGCUCAACUUAAAACUUACAGUGGGACUGAAGCGUGAAAGCGACGUACCUAAUAAAUUCGUAUUUCGCAAUUUCCGAUCGAGUAGGAUUUAAAGUAUAUAAAGCUAUCUAGUCACUUUUUGACAUUAGUUACCUGAGACGAACGUCAACACACACACCAAUUCGAUUGCCUCUAUUCGUAUACACUGUUUGUUACCGAGUUGCGUUGAAGGGAAGGCCCGCGACCGCCAUGUGACGGGUCGUCGAGGGGAGGGGAGGACGCGCGGGGCGCCCCGCGCGUGAGGCGUGACGCGUGAAGCGCGCCGGGCCGCCCGCGCCGCAAUUAACCUUAGUGUCUAAACUUUGGAAACUUGUUACGCACAUUCGCGUAGGUAGAUGAUUUCUUACUGUGAUCGUUUGUAUGACAUUUUUGUCAUCUGAGCUUAUAAUUAUAAUUUUCAUUUGUCAUCGUUAGCCUUAGGCGAUCGAUCAAAAUUAACGACGCGGAGCGAACCGAGCCGCAAGCGUCGAGUGAUCUGUCAAUUUUGAUUUCCAUAACGCCACACGAUAUUCGUAAUUGGUAAUGACGAAGUUAGGUGACUGCCAAAUAGGACUCUGAUGUCUCUUAAUAAAAUAUCUUAGUCCCUAAGUGAUUAGGUACGUAUAUUCACUACCUAGAUUCUAAUGUGUCAUGGUUCAAAAUUUCAUAAGAUUAUAUCCCAAAGGCGUGUAAUAGUUUUAAGAGAAAUGUAUUACAUUAUACAUAUAUCACUUCUAUCGAUAAUAGGUAGAGGACUAGACGAAAUCUUAGCAGGACUUUGACUUGAAAACUUUGCUAAUAAACAUUAAUGCCAAAAGCAGUCGUAAGUCAUAAACCGUCUGUUUUAAAAAAGGCAAUAACUUCAUGCUCUAAAAUGCAUCUAAAAUGCAAAAUAACUAAAAGUAAGUGACGUGCUAAUUCGCAGAUUUGAGUGGAUUGUGCCACUAGAUCGGUUAAAAAUUGUUUUAUUUGCUAAAUACCAAAAAAUAUUAGAGUCAAACUCAAAGUUAGAGAUAGAUACGCACGUAAAUGCAGCCAAACCUACUUAGGAAGUAGCUGGAACCGACGGGUCGAACUGUACCUAUUGUAAAAGCGGUUUACGAUUAUUUUUCUAAACUGUAUCAAAGCGUAGCUCUGAAACCAUCGUAGAUAACAAAAAUAUUACUAACAUAAGUAAAAUUUUUCUUAUUAAAAAUAAACUUGCUAAAUAAUAAGAGAAGUAUAUUAUGUUAAGCUACUUAAGUUUGUGAUUGUGUUCUAUCACAUAGUGAUAAAAAAUAAACGGAACUUGUUUGGCAACACAUAUCUUCCUCCGAAAAUAGAAGAAAGUAUUUAAAAUAUAUACUCAAAUCAGUAUAAUACCUUUAUUAUUAUUAUAAAAUAUUUAUGCCUAUCAAUAGGUAAUGAAUAAUAAAAUUUAAAUUUAACCCUUAUUAAAAUAACUUUCGUAACAGACUACCUACGUAUAAAAAUAUUAUAUACAUUAUUUUUAAUUAUUAUAAAUCGAAUUUAUUACAUUAAAUUGAAUUAUACGUUUACGUAUUAGGCUGCGUUAUUCCUCUUUAUUAUACCAGCCUGUUUCGAUGCUUCCUCGAGGACUUCUGCCGAGACGAGGCCGGCGAGGUCGUCGAGUGGCUCGAGCCAGGCAUGUCAUGCCAUUCGCUGCGCAGUUGGUAUGCCAACUGCUAAUCCGCAAUAAACAUUCCUAGUUAACGUCGAAGCCACUACCGUUUCAUUAGACCCUAAUAGACGUCGCGAUAACUUUAAGUACCUAUAGGUAGAAGAUAAAAUCCGCGAAGUAAAAUAAUACCCAUGUGCCAAAGCUCACAUUAUUGGAAGGAAGGAUUCAGUGGCAAUACUAAACGUAGGAUAAUCUACCUAAUAAGUAGACUACUCGAACUGUACCACGGUAAUUGAAGGGAGGCGCCUGCGCGUUCAACGGAUCGACUUGUAGACGAUCAACCAACUUGUUAAAGAGUCACACCAACCUAGCCGCCGCCAUACGAUCCAAGUUACGUUCUCAUUUUAAAAGAACAUUCUGAAAAAACAUGACAUUUUACAUAAAUACCUAUUCAAGUAACAUCUAUUUCUGGUACUAUUACUUAAAUGAGUAGGUAGAAGUUUUGCACACAAAACUACUCGCUCUAUUUUCUUAGUAGGUACUUAUUAAAACAAGUUUUAGUAACGGUAACUAGUACCGGGCAGAUAUACAAUAAUGUUACGUACGUAAAAUGUGCCAAGUUUCAUGUAAUUUAAGCAUGUCGGUUUAAAAUGACAGUGUAACUUCGAUUGUAUGGGAGCUGCUUUUUCAAGAAAUAUACAAAACUACCUCUGCACAUGUAAGUAUAUUUACGCGGUGCUGUUUUCGCCAGUACCUUCUAUAUUAUGUAGGCCUAUCUAUGAUGUUGGCCCUUCAAUUACCUACGUCAUAGGUUAUGGGUAACGUUUACCUAUUUAUUCGUAAUAAUAGCUUUCAGGAUACAUGAGUGUUAGAAUUGUCACGGUAACUAAAUAGUCGUAUCGUAAUUCAAAAGAUUGCACAUAUGUAGUUAGGUACCUAUUUCAAAUAGAUUCAAGUCGUGUUCGUUGUUUCAAUCGUACGUUUAGCCUUAUUCGAGCCGUGUAACUCUGUCGAGUGAUUAAUCUUUGUAAUAUUACCUUGUUUAGAUUAGGCUGUGACCAGCGACACAUUCUUUACAAUUUGAUAUUCAGGCUAGAGUUGCUGUGAUACACCAUUAUGGCUAUAAAAUUAUAGAGUAGUCAUUUCUGGCUAUGGGUGAAGGAGGGUCGAGCGAGUUAAUGACGCCAGGUUAUCUGUGAUUUCUGCGAUGUAGUCCCCUACCCGCGCCCGCGCCCGCGCCCGCGCUCGCUGGCGCUUGUAUUGUAGCCCCAUCCUGAAACCCGUACGCCAUUCUGACUAUUGGGUUUUAAAUUCAUAAUUUCUCGCCUCAUUGUAAUUAACUUAUUGUAAGCAUUUUGAUCUGGAACGAGUUUUUAUUAGAGAAAAAGAAUAAUUCGAAUUGUAAAAGUUGUUUAAGAAAAUAUUAAAAUAUUUAAAAUAAUAAUUUUAGUGAAUUAGAAAGUGAGUAAAGUAAGGAGGAAAGUUAUAAUAAAUGUUACGAGUAUAAUGAAAUAAAUUAACGAUACAAUA
Molecule: messenger RNA, 7798 nt
Organism: Cydia fagiglandana
Lineage: Eukaryota; Metazoa; Arthropoda; Insecta; Lepidoptera; Tortricidae
Gene: kcc
Product: solute carrier family 12 member 6
Exons: 22
Coding region: 635-3997 (1120 amino acids)
Biological process (GO): chloride transmembrane transport; potassium ion homeostasis; chemical synaptic transmission
Cellular component (GO): plasma membrane
Molecular function (GO): potassium:chloride symporter activity
Source: RefSeq, a predicted model, not a curated record